AUGGCCAAUAGUGGCGAGGAUCACAGAGAUGGAAUGGAUUUGCUAGAGCGGAGCUGGCAAGAGCAGGGUUGUGAAAGAAGAGUGAGUACAGCUGCUGUACUACCUCAGCAGAGCGAAAUAUAUAGAUGGGGGGAGGGAGCCUUGGGACGUGCAGCUGUAGAGCUGCAGCAGAGAAUAUGUAUGGAAAAAAGGAGUAUGACAGCAUCGUCAUUACCGGGUAAAAGAAAAUGGAGACACAGACAAAGGGAGAUUAAGACAGAGAGACACGACAACAUCGAGACUGUGAGAGGAAGAGAAAUCCAGAGAAGAAAUAGGGCACAAGGCGUUUGA
Molecule: messenger RNA, 330 nt
Organism: Acaulospora colombiana
Lineage: Eukaryota; Fungi; Glomeromycota; Glomeromycetes; Diversisporales; Acaulosporaceae
Source: the annotation of a GenBank genome assembly